AGUUUUACCACCCCACGCCAAAAGCCUCUCACAUCUUCGCUUCAUCCCCACCACCAUCACCUCCACCACCAUCAAUCCACCUUCCCUGGAGGUUCGUUCAACUUAGAGAGAGAGAGAGAGAGAGAGUAAGCUGGCGACCUUGUUGCGUGUAUCUCUUGCUCUUCCUCCCUGUCUUUUGGACCACGGCUUGGAGAUAGAUGGAGUUCUAAUGGUGUUAGUGUGUUCCUGAUGCUUUGAAGAAGGGUGUCUUGCUUGUAUCUCUGGUUCUUCUUUAUCUGGUGAAAAAAAAAGUAGUCAAGUUCUUCAGUCCUGUUUGUGUUUGCUGUGAUAUAGAACAGAUCCAUUUGAGUUUUUUUUUUGAAGAUGGGUGGAUUGAGCGUUGAGCAAUUUCAAUUCUCUGGGAACCUUGAUUUCAUGCAAUUCCUACCUUCCAACAAUGAGAAAAAUUUCUGCUUUGGUUCUCUUGUUCCACCAAAUGCCACUGCUGCAGAUGCUGCUCUAGGAGAGGGUGAUCUUGUGGACCCUCCGCCGGAGAACUUCCCCGAAGCCAUGGCUGACGAUGAUAGUGACGAAGACAUAGAUGUUGAUGAGCUUGAACGCCGUAUGUGGAAAGACAGGAUGCGUCUGAGACGCCUGAAGGAACAACAACAGAACAAAAGCAAAGAGCAGGGUGAUGCAGCAAAGCAACGGCAAUCACAAGAGCAAGCGCGGAGGAAAAAGAUGUCACGAGCACAAGAUGGUAUUCUCAAGUACAUGUUGAAGAUGAUGGAAGUUUGCAAAGCUCAAGGAUUUGUUUACGGGAUUAUCCCAGAGAAGGGUAAGCCUGUGAGUGGUGCAUCUGAUAAUCUGCGAGGUUGGUGGAAAGAAAAGGUUCGGUUUGAUAGAAACGGUCCUGCUGCCAUUGCAAAGUACCAAGCUGAUAAUGCGAUCCCUGGUGUUAACAAUGAGAUGAAUUCUGGGUCGUUGAGCCCUCAUUCAUUGCAAGAGCUGCAGGACACUACACUGGGGUCUCUUCUGUCUGCUUUGAUGCAACAUUGUGAUCCUCCUCAGAGGAGGUUUCCUCUGGAAAAGGGCGUUGCACCGCCAUGGUGGCCCAACGGUCAGGAGGACUGGUGGCCUCAACUCGGCUUCACAAAAGAACAAGCUCCGCCACCUUACAAGAAACCACAUGAUCUUAAGAAGGCGUGGAAGGUGAGCGUGCUUACUGCUGUGAUCAAGCAUAUGUCUCCUGAUAUUGAGAAGAUUCGCCGGCUUGUCCGGCAGUCUAAGUGCCUGCAAGACAAGAUGACGGCGAAGGAGAGCGCAACUUGGUUAGCUGUGCUCAAACAAGAGGAGACACUAUAUUUGCAGCUUCAUCCUGAUGCUUGCCCUCCUCCGUCGUCUUGCAGUGCAAUCAAUGGUGCUAUAUCUUUCAGUGGCAGCUGCAGUGAAUACGAUGUCGAUGGUGUUGAUGAUGAGAAGAAUGAUGAUCUGAUCGUUCACAAGCCUCUUGAUUCUCCUUCCUUCAACUUGGUUGCUCCCAAUGUUGUUAAGGAAGAGAACAACAUUGAAUUCAUCCAGAAAAGGAAUGCUCCUGCAGAACCGGAGAUUGGGAUGAAUGGAAACAUCUUUACUUGUGAGAAUGAGCGUUGCCCCCAUCAUGAUUAUCGUUAUGGAUUUUUUGACAGGAAUGCGAGGAACAAUCAUCACUAUGUUUGCAAGUUUAGGAACAACUUUCCUUCUGGAGUCCCGAUAGCUGGUUUCCCGAUGUCCGACAACAAGUCUUCAGUGUUCUCCAUGCAGUAUGCUCAGCCGAAGCCGAAUGCAGCUGGUUCCAGUGUCAAUCCUAUCAACAUUGCUGAUCUGGGGAUUCCAUUGGACGGGCAGAAGUCAAUCAAUGAACUCAUGAGUCUCUACGAGACGAAUAUUAAUCCAAACAGGAGCCCAAACCAGGUAGACAAUCACUUCUAUGGCGGCAACACCUAUCAGGAACCGAACAACAACAGCAGCAACACUAUGCAGUCUACUAAUCUGUUUGCUUGUGAUGAUAUCCAGUUUCCGCAACCAUUCGAUCAACCCAACGACAUGAAUGGAGAAUUCAGAUUCAGCUCGCCUUUCAACCUGUCAGCGAUUGACUUUGCAGAGGCGUAUAACAGGCAGAUCGGAGAUUCUCUGCCGAAAGCAGGAUGUCCCUGGCUGGGGCUUCUGAUACCCUCAAUAAAAACCUGGAUCAAAUGCAUCUUGUUCUUAGUGUUCCAUUCAUGUUAUGCCCAAAUGGAAUACAAAAUCAGGAUUGCAGAAACAACUUCCCUAUAGUGUAGUAUUACCAGGUGAUGGAUAAUUAAUAUUUCUGCAAACUAGUUCUAUAGUUUUGUUUUUCUUUUAGAACAAGAACUGAUUUGAAGUAUCUGCUAUUUCUCUGUGGGGGAGAAUUGAUCAAAAGCUCAAAACUUCACUCCCACAUUGAAAUUUGUUCAUAGGUGGGUGGGUUGGUUGGUUGGUUGGUUGUUGGUGUUGUAAACUUAAUUAAUCUCUCUGUGGGGGGGAUUGAAGAACAGUAUUUUGGAUUUUGUUUCUAGUGUACAUUUUUAUCAACUUUGUUUCUC
This is a messenger RNA of Dioscorea cayenensis subsp. rotundata (Guinea yam), 2585 nucleotides long. Its product is annotated as protein ETHYLENE-INSENSITIVE 3-like 1a. The transcript is spliced from 2 exons. Gene Ontology annotation, cellular component: nucleus. Gene Ontology annotation, molecular function: DNA-binding transcription factor activity; DNA binding. NCBI's taxonomy places the organism in Eukaryota, Viridiplantae, Streptophyta, Magnoliopsida, Dioscoreales, Dioscoreaceae. The record is from RefSeq and is a predicted model, not a curated record. Bases 364 to 2295 code for a protein of 643 amino acids.